Messenger RNA from Durusdinium trenchii, 1074 nucleotides. The record is from the annotation of a GenBank genome assembly. Lineage: Eukaryota; Dinophyceae; Suessiales; Symbiodiniaceae.
AUGCCGAGCAGCAUUCGAGAUGCCGUCUCCGCUGUCAAGGUGGCUGCGAAAGAAGCAGCUGAGGCCAUUCAGAAGGAGUGGCAAUUUACAUUUGAAGACUACUCCUGCAGACUGUCUUUGGUCCGGCCCAACCUCAUAGCGACAGAUUUCCCAAGCCGACCUCGACAACACUGGCUGGCGGCACGUUUGAACCGCGACCAUUCGGGCAGCUACCUGGUGAUCAACCUGUCUGGAACCAGCUACGACACCUACGAAUUACAAGGUCCGUGCAUGGACAUCAUGAUGUCUGGCUGUGUGCUGCCAUUAGAGGUCUUGCUGCGGCUCGUCGUUUCGGUGCAGCAGUGGCUGUCGCGUGCGGCGCGCAAUGUGGUCGUGGUGCAUGGAGCAGAUGAUGGAUCUGGCACAGCAGCGAAUUAUGGGCCAGGUUCAUUUCCGGUGGUCCUCUUCUUUGCAUGCUACUUGAGCUGGGUUGGGAAGGCAGACCAUCCGAAAGAAGCAAUGGUGGAGGUUACCAGGCGGAUGGGAAUUUCUAGAAGUUUGUGGCCGUCACAAUUGAGAUAUCUUAGUUAUUUCGAGCUGCUGCAGCGUGGAAAGCUAGAUUUGUGGUCACAUCCUGCCCGUUUGGCUCGGGUGGUGUUGGUCCACGCGGGGUCGCAUUUGCGCGAUCGUGCCUUGGAAGUGUGGAAGCAAGAGCAGCUCAUCUUCAGGACCAAUGUGAGUGAGGAUGACGAUGUUUGCCACACCUCAGCCUUUCGAAUCACCAGUCCUGCAGAGGGCGACUUGUCCCUCCGUUUGGUCUCUCGCAGAGCACAGGAAGACGAUGGUGCGGUGGGCGAUUGGGAGCUGGAACUGCAGGUUUGCUUCCACACCGCGCUCAUUGCACUUGCUGGUGGCUUCACGCGCUUUCCUUCCUCGGAAAUCGAUUCGGCUUGUGAACAGAGUUGCACCGUAGAUGUUUUUGUGGAGCUUCUCAACACUGGCCAGGAUGAGGGUGACAGUUCAGCUUCAGCCGCAAUGAUUUUAGCAGCUGAGCAGUCUCUUGGAAGCCAAAGAAAAAACUGCGGAGUUCUUUGA